UCUCGCUGUCCACUCCACAGUACGUCCACACCCAGCUCAUAUCAAUGGCCGCUCUACCAUGGUUCAUCCGCACUCCCUUCUUCAUCCUCGUACUACUACUACUCUCCACCGUCUCAUCUUCUUCGUCUUCCCUCACCCCGGCCAACAGCAAUGGCGGCGACACCGACCUCGCCGCCCUGCUCGCCUUCAAAGCCCAGCUCUCCGAUCCUCUCCGCGUCCUGGCCCUCAACUGGACGACCGGCACGUCCUUCUGCCGCUGGGCCGGCGUCUCGUGCGGCCGACGCAGGCAGCGGGUCACCGCUCUAUGGCUGCCGAACACGCCCCUCAAUGGAUCCGUGUCGCCGCACAUCGAUGAACAGGGCGGCUUCUCCCUGACUCCAUUAUCAGAAUGAAACCAAACCAUAAUCUCAUACAAUCAGCUCACUGAAAGGAGCAGCUCAGCAAGGAAUAAACUUUGAAAGUAAAAGCACAUCUUCAAAAGAUGUUUUUUUGGCACGCAGGCCGGGAAAGAACAAACAAACACUAACUACCCCCUCUCGCUCUCAGCAGACCGUGACCACCUCAUGUAACAUCCUGGAUGUAAUUUACCUUAUUUGUACUUCAACUUUUGCCGUUUCCGGCCCUAAGUUAUUCUAUUUCCUCGU
Molecule: messenger RNA, 644 nt
Organism: Triticum aestivum (bread wheat)
Lineage: Eukaryota; Viridiplantae; Streptophyta; Magnoliopsida; Poales; Poaceae
Product: probable LRR receptor-like serine/threonine-protein kinase At3g47570
Exons: 2
Coding region: 45-392 (115 amino acids)
Source: RefSeq, a predicted model, not a curated record